Messenger RNA from Dendronephthya gigantea, 5236 nucleotides. RefSeq lists its product as uncharacterized. The coding region runs from base 774 to 4973 and encodes 1399 amino acids. The record is from RefSeq and is a predicted model, not a curated record. Gene Ontology annotation, molecular function: protein binding. NCBI's taxonomy places the organism in Eukaryota, Metazoa, Cnidaria, Anthozoa, Malacalcyonacea, Nephtheidae. The transcript has 6 exons.
UUGCAUGACGAUAGGAAUAUGCAAAAUUGCUUUCGAACGAAAUGGCUGCCGUUUGUGCCGUGAAUUUCGUGCGAGAGAGGAAUCGGCGGAUUUUUAACAUCAUUUCGUGUCCAUCGAUGUUUGCUUUUUUUGGGAAAUUGCGAGAAGGUUCGUCACUACGAAACGACGAAAUUUCAUGACGAUCUGGGCGUUAAUGGCGAUAAAAAUCCGUCGAGAAGAUGCCAAGUUGUGAACAAUCUUCGCUCAAAUUUGCUUGCGAAAAGUUGACUAACGUGUAGUGAAACAGGAGGAGAUCUACCAUUAUUUUGCUUAUACACAAUGUUGCAUAAUGUUGGUUGAGUGUUUACAGCGAGGACAACUCAAAGUUAUUCAACUCGUGUGAGAAGUUCUCUGAGUCAAGGAGGAGAUCUACCAUUAUUUCGCUUAUACACAAUGUUGUAUAAUGUUGGUUGAGUGUUUACAGCGAGGACAACUCAAAGUUAUUCAACUCAUGUGAGAAGUUCUCUGAGUCAAGGAGGAGAUCUACCAUUAUUUUGCUUAUACACAAUGUUGUAUAAUGUUGGUUGAGUGUUUACAGCGAGGACAACUCAAAGUUAUUCAACUCGUGUGAGAAGUUCUCUGAGUCAAGGAGGAGAUCUACCAUUAUUUUGCGUAUACACAAUGUUGUAUAAUGUUGGUUGAGUGUUUACAGCGAGGACAACUCAAAGUUAUUCAACUCGUGUGAGAAGUUCUCUGAGUCAAGGGGAUUGUGAAGUUGAUAUUUAAAGACAACAAUGGAUCCAUUGAAAGCCAAAGCUAAUUAUUCCAGGAUAUGUCAUUUGUUGGUAGAUAAAGGUGGAGAUGUUUUGAGAAAUGCUUUGCAUGCGGUGCAUCCACCUUCCACCUUAGCUUCCGUAUUGAAUGCAAACAAGAAGACCUUACAGAGAAUACGAUACAGUGUAAUUAAAGCCUCGCAAUGGGAUCUACUCUUCCCAAGAUCUGGUUCACCUGAUUCAAAAAACUUUGAUAUUACCCUAUUGACUGUCCUACUACGAAAUAUUUGUGGAUUGUCCGCACCAGCCACCGGAUGGAAUGUUAUGCCUCCAGUCAGCGAUACUUCUAUAUCUGCAAAUAUUUUAAGAGUCAAAAUGUUCAGAAAUGAAGUCUAUGGUCAUAUUCCGACUGCUGGUUUGGACGAUGUAACGUUUGAAACAUUGUGGCAAGAAAUUUCUGUUCCCUUAGUCAAAUUGGGAAUUCCUCAAAAUGAUAUUGAUGAAUUAAAGGUGGCUCCUCUUAGCCCUGAAGAAGAAAGUUAUAUUGAAAGAUUGAAAGAGUGGAAACAACAAGAGGAUGAUUUUAUGUCAAAAUUAAGUGAUGUUGAAAGUAAAGUAGUUAAAUUAACUAGGAAAGUUGAAAAUGUUCAUCCCUCGCAUGUCGAGCAACUGGCUAAAUUUAACUUUGCUGGAAAGAUUCGUGACCUUUCUAGAAAAUUUCAAGAUGGCACUAGAAAAUGGUUGUUUGAUAAACUUUCAAGUUGGUUUGGGAGUGAAAAAUCCAGGGUCUUCAUCUUAACUGCAGGUCCAGGCGUUGGAAAAAGUGUUUUGUCUGCAAAGCUUUGCGAGCUUUUUAGAGAACGUGGUCAACACGCAGCUCACCAUUUCUGUGACUUUCGAAAUUCUGAUUACAGCAAUCCUCAGAGAAUCCUCCAGUCCCUUGCCAGUCAAAUGUGUGAUAAUGUUGAAGGAUUUCGUGAUAAACUGACUGAAAUUCUUCGUCGUGAAAAUUCUCGUGACUCGCUGUCAGACGCAUUUCGUGUUCUUUUAAACGACCCCCUCCAUGCCCUUGACGGACACGAUCCAAUGUUGAUCAUCGUUGAUGCUUUGGACGAGAGCAAAACUGACGAAAAAAGCGAAUUAUUGGAGUUGAUAUCUGAGAGAUUUUGUGAACUGCCUGAUUGGAUUAAGAUAUUCAUUUCAAGUCGACCAGAGCUACAAGUACGAAAUAGUCUUGAACAUCUUCACCCGUGGGAAAUCCGUCCUGAUGACGAAGAUCACAACCACGACAUAGAGCUUUUCGUUCGUCAUAGUUUACCUAAUCUUGAUGAUAAAAGUAUAAGGUCAGUUAUUUCAAAGUGUAAGGGAUCGUUUUUGUACGCUUAUUACUUAGUCAUUGAAUUGAAAGAAAAGGGCGUGGGAAUUGAACCCGACCUAAGUGAUUACAUCUCCAACGGUAUUUCGGGAUAUUACGAAAAGCAGUUCAAACGUUUAGACAUAGGCCUCCAACAUUUCAAACAAGAUACCUCAUGUCUCUUAAACAGUUUCAUCAAUGUCGUUGCCGUUUCUAAGGAAGCGCUCCCAAUAAAAGUUCUCUUCGCAUGCAUGGGUCUCUCUAAAGACGAUUUUAAAAUCCGUAAAGCGGUUCUUGACCUAAUGUCAGAGAUUCUUCCAGUUUACGAUGGGUGUCUGACUGUUUAUCAUAAGUCAUUAUGGGAUUGGCUCACAUUGAACGGUUAUGAAGAACAUGCAUUCGUUGCAGAUGUUGAAGACGGCAAUAGACGUCUCUGGCGUGCUUGUAGGGAACAAUUCUACGAGAUAGAUGCUUUGAAGUCAGUUUUAGAAUUCCAAAUUUCAGCCGAGAAUAUGUACGCUUUAGAAAAUGGUUUCAAAUAUUUGGUCCAUACAGGCGAGGUAGAGGAAUUUCAUUGGUUGGUGCAUGUUGGUAUAAACUUCUUAAAACUAAAAUUUUUUGAUGAGUUGAGCGGGGAUUUUUUAAUGCGAAUUCUUGGCACGAACCGUUCUAAACUUUCCAAAGAUAUUUAUUGGGGUCUCAUUCAACACGUUUGUUUCUUCAAAAUGGUACAUAUUAGCUAUAUGUCUGAUAGAUUUAACGUUUAUAAAAAGGAACAUUGUUACGUAUAUUUGCAAGCACUCGCUAAUGGGCACUUUAAUUUUUUACAAGGUGCCGUCAAUUCCAAAAGUGUAGCUAGGGACAUCUUGGGUGGGACAAAUGAGAUUUGGAUAGAAUAUGUGACAACGGAAAGCCAUUCUAAUGUAAGCAUUGUCCCCCAAACUGUGUUUACAGAGGAUUCAUUUUCUGAUGUUUUAGCGUCACCGGAUCAGACGAUGCUUGCUUGCAUAGCUGCGGAUGAGGGAAAAUUUCAAAUGCUUAAAAUACCAGAUUUUACAACAAUCUUUGAGGCACAAAUUACUAUUGAAAGAGGUCUUUGCGAAUUCUCUGCCUUUUCUCCAGACUCUUCAUAUAUUUUAUACGAUUCAAUCCGAUUCUGCAUCAAUAUUAAAGAAAAGAAAGAGGUCCCCUUCAUUACGCACGGCCCCAAUGACAUCAGUUACUGUUCAUUUUCUUCAUGUGGAAUGAAACUUGUCACAUUAGGGAGAACGUCAAUCAAAGUGUGGGAUGUAAAAAGCAAGAAUAUAUUGGUUGAAGUUGAGAAUGUGUAUGGUUGGUGGUCUUAUUGUUUGUUUAGUAAUUGUAACUCGUACAUUCUUCUUUGGCCAAUGCGUGAGGAAAGAACUGGUUCUCCAGUCUUGAAUUACAUGAACGUCUUGAAUUCUGAAACUUUAGAAAAGAUUGAUAACAAGAAUAUUCGUGUUGACCAGAAUUUUUGUAGUAAUGAUUCCUUUCAAAUAUUUUCCCCGCCUGAUUCGUUUUCCGACUCGAAUGUUAAAAUGAAAAUGAAUUAUAUCUGUUUGCCAUCUGGUGAGAAAGUUAUAAUUUCCAAUAAAUAUUGUUCAAAAGUUUUUUUGUGGAAAAACAGAAAGUGUGUAGCAUUUACAAAUGAUUUGAAAAAUGAUUUCGCUUUAGUAGUGUUCGAUUUCAUAAAUCAAAAGAUCGUUGACGUGCUUGAGAUUGGAUUUUUGCCUCAUGAUACUCCUGUCAAUUACAUUUCGAAAUUAGAUGGGACGAGUUUCCUUUUAUCUUUAAGAUUUCCCAAAGUACUCAGUGUUUUAUCCUUCAAAUCUGUUCUCGAAUGGCCUGAUGCUACUUUUGUUGACAAUGCCAAAAUAGAGUGUCGUGCUCUCUCUCCAGACACUUCGUAUGUCGCGUGCUGUUUUGAAAAUUGCCUUCUUUCAAUAAGAAGUGUCGAUAGUGGGGAAACAUUGCAAACUGCUGCACUGAAACAACGAGCAUUAGCAUGUUGGUGGUCAGAGUCGUAUCUUUGGUUGGUCUGUGAAGGUCUGGUUGUUAAACAUCGUUAUGAGCCUAGGAGUGAAAAUAUCUUAGGAAGUCAACAUGAAGAAUCUAUUGUAAAUUUUGAACGUGUCCUUACCUUUAAAAAUGGAGUUCUUGUCAUUUACGGCGAUCGGAAACUUUCUAUUUUAAGAAUUUGUAACGAAAAACUGUGUUGUCAAGAAACGCCGUCAUGUAGGUUUACUGACCCUUUUGUUGCAAUAAGUUCUGAUGGGUGUGCUGUUAUGUUAUCUGAUUUCAUUUCGUGUUAUGAAUUGUGGGAAAUAAAAUGUGGCAACACGUGGAUUGUACGUUCAACCGGAGAGUUGAAUCUACCGCCUCUUCGGUUUAUGAAGAUGAUCGAUCCACAGGGUAAUGAAAUUGUUCAACCUAAAACCGGAAAACCGGAUCUUUGGUGGUCGUUUUUAUCUGAUACAAAAACGACUCGCAAUGCAGUGUUGUUGAUAAGACAUACUGAAAGUUAUGCGCUUAAUAUUCCUUUACUUUCUAUUACUUUCCCAAAUGAUGUCCAAAAUUUUCAUAACCUUCCUAUUGAAAAGUUUAGAAUGGCUGUUUAUAUCGAUUCUGAUUUGAUCGCUAUUUUCGCCAGUGAAUGGAUACAUUUUGUUAAGGUGUCGGAUGGCAGAAUUAUGGCUUCCAGACACUUUCGUAAUCUUCACUUUUUUAGCAGUGCAUCUCCUCCUUAUCCAUCUCCUUUCUUUCUUCCAUCAACGCGUUCCCUUCUGUUCGUUGACAGAAAUGGCAACAAAUAUUUCAAAAUUCAUAAUAUUGAAAAGUAUUUCUAAGAUUUCCUUUCUUGAUGUAAGUAGUUUAGAAUCUGAUUUCCUGUUUAAAUGCUAAAACCACGCGUAAAUCAAAACGUUCAGCUAUGAAACGUCCUGAAAUGCGAAAACCACGGAAAUCGUUGAAACUUUUUUUUUAGUUUUUCCUUUCGUGAUGUAAAUUGUUGAGCAUGGAAUUUCUUGUUUUAACGGCGAAACGCACGCAAAUUGUCUGAUAUAUAUAUUUUUUUAAAAAAAAGCCAAUUAACUUUAACAUAGUCAACGGA